Notothenia coriiceps (black rockcod) is the source of this 1930-nucleotide messenger RNA. Its product is annotated as tumor necrosis factor receptor superfamily member 1A. Gene Ontology annotation, molecular function: protein binding. Gene Ontology annotation, cellular component: plasma membrane. Gene Ontology annotation, biological process: signal transduction. The annotation marks the transcript as partial. The transcript is spliced from 8 exons. The record is from RefSeq and is a predicted model, not a curated record. Lineage: Eukaryota; Metazoa; Chordata; Actinopteri; Perciformes; Nototheniidae.
UUUUUUCCCUUUUGUUUCCCAGGAUAUCAUAAAGUUGGUCCAUGCGAAGGGAAAGCUGAAGGGUACAGAUGUGAAAAGUGUGGUGAUGGCACAUACACAGCAAUAGAAAACUCCGUAGGCGAAUGUAGGCGUUGUAAGAGUUGUGAAUAUGAUGAGUUUGAAGCUAAUCCAUGCACCUUUUCUAGUAAUACGCUGUGCGAGGAUUGCAAAUGUGAACAAUGCGAAGGACCCAACAACAACAGGGAGUGCAAGUCCUGCAAAAGCGAGCAGUGUUUGCAAUUCCCAGAAUGCAAGAGGAUAUGCAAAAAUGUAAAACCUAUUCCAAAUCGGUCUUCAAUUACAACUGCAACCACAACUGCAACCACAACAGCAUCUACAACUUCACUUUCAAAUGACGCUCCAAAUCCUGUGAAGGAAUUUCAGUGGCUUUUGCUCACUGGGGUUUUGGUGCCGUUUCUGGGCUUACUGUGGUUCGUGCUUUUCAUUAAGAAUCCAUUCAAAUGUCUCUGCUGGAGAGCGAAAAAUGAGCUGGUGCCCCCUGUCGAAGAUGCCAUAUUGAACGAACAAGGCAGUCAUCAAGGCACCAGCCCAGACACACUGACAUUACACAUAUCUGAGGAAACUCCCAUGAUGACUCUCAGUCAGAGUGCAGCCACACCAGAACACCCAGCCCACAUCAGGCCUCUCCUACCAGACGGUGAACACAAAGUUAUCAAACAAAUCGAGCAAACUGAGCACUGGCCGGCCAUCGUCCUCUAUGCCAUCAUCAAGGAGGUGCCCCUGCGUAGGUGGAAAGAGUUCUUGCGUCUGCUCUCGGUGGCGGAUCAGCAGAUAGAGCGGGUGGAGCUGGAGGCUGGUUUGGGUAUGGGCUCCAUGGAGAAGCAGUACCAGAUACUGAGGCUGUGGAGUCAGCGCUCCUCUGGCUGCCUGAAUGAUGUCUUCUCGGCCCUGCACUACAUGGAUUUAUCUGGCUGUGCCCAGCUACUGCAGGAAAACCUGGACAAGCUGCAGUGGAAACCUUAACUGGAGCUAUGUUCCCCAGUCUGCAGAUGUUACAAAGACCAUGGUUUUAAUGGGGCACUGCAGGACACAUGAGGCUUCAGCACCUGGGAACACAAGAACCAUAAGAGAAAACUGCUUCCUAAAAAGGACACCAACUGGAGCAAUAGUUCAUCCCCAGGAAGCUGAAGUGACGUCAAAAGUGACUCAUAAUGAGUAAUGCAGAUGUUUUGUUUUCUACAUAUUUAAUGGUUGAACAUCAUCAAAUGCCCUCCAGAUAAGUGUAAAAUGUGUGCCUUUUUGAGUCUUUAUUUGGUUGACAGCUGAUAUUGUACAUAUCAGUUCCAGGUUGGUUGCAGUGCAAAGUAAUCUGCAGAAAUGGCUUCCUCAAAUACAUGUCACAACAACUAAACUAUUUUAGAAAGCCGCGUCAUGGCCUGUAACAACUUAGGGCAGAACUCUAGUAAUAUAGGUGGAGAUUUAAGGACAACAUCAUGAAUAAAGGGGAAUACCCUUUUUUUAUCUAUACAGCUUAAUCUCCAGCUUCUCGUGACCCUGCUCUUAAAGGCCAACUGUUUGGUUAGAAUCUUGUUCAGUUUGAGUAUUUAAACUGUGUGAACAAUCGUUGAUGUUGAAGCAGCACACCAGACAUCCCUUUUAUCUCAUUUGAGAAUCAAAGUGUAUUGGUACAACGCUGCUCACGUCAGUUUUUCAGUUUCCUGCAAAUAAAACGUGUCAGGGCGCUGUAGACUGGGUUUUUCCUCACCACACAUAUUCCAUCUAAACGAUGGUUUCCUGCUGUGUGGUUGAAAGUAUCUCACUUUGAGAGUUUAUGUGUGUCAUUCCAGUUACUGCAGGCAGUAAUGCACUUUCCACUAAAUCCAUCUAAUAAUGUUUUUAUAUGAAUCUAGGUCUGUCGUUUUUGGCUUUU